AUGGUCAUGGUUAAAAGAGUUCGCAAAGUGCUGAAAACAAAGAAAAAGCCGACAGAAACCCAAACGGAAGAGUCGACAGAAUUACCUUCAGUAAAGUCUGCCGAUGUCGAUGAUGUCUCUGAGGGCCACAAGGUCUUAUUAGAGUCUCUUCUACCGUCACCUUCAGAUUUUUUACAGAUUUUCGAUAUGUCGGACAUACCGACUCCAGUAAUAACGUUCGCUUUGCCCAACUUGUCCAGCUCUUCUGAAUCUAAACGUGAUGUGGAAAAACCUGAAAAGACGGCGUUGAAGAAGAAGAAGAAAGGUCCCGCGGCGUCUUCUUCCUCCGAGAAAAGGCCAAUGACGGCGCAAGCUUUAAAUAACGAAGUAUUUGAAACGUAUCUUUGAACUGAUUUUUAAAAAAUUCAGAUUGUUUGUAUGAGAAAGGUGAUCAAAACCGCGAAAGGUCACCUCAUGGGCGACUUGGUGCGCAAAAAGAAAGCGAUUGAUCACAAAAUCGCAAAAAUGGAGAUUUCCAGUGUUAAGAAGUCCGAGUUUGAUCGUAAGGCCCAGCGUCUGGCAGAAGAAAUCAAAGAAAUCAAGGUUUCAUUCACUGAAAAUGCUUUCAAUGGCUUUUUUCUCGCUCAGGUGGUUGACAAGGACACAGUUUCCAAGUUCGCCCUGCUCAAUAAGAAGAAACUGAACGAAUUCCGUAUUCAGGUCGACUUCUUUUCAUAUUUCAACUCAUUGAAAGUUUCAGGGCGACACUCCAGUUUUGGAGCGUCUCAUGUACAAACUGGCUUGUGAGGAUCCUGUGGUGAAAGCUGUUCAGAAGUUUCGGUGGGAAAUAUGAUGAGAGACAUUAAUUUUUGUUAUGAAUUCCAGUGAAAAAUACCUACAAUGGGAGUCAUCCACGGCGUUUUUCCUACAACGGCUUGGUCUUCAGUAUUCUGGAAAAGAGGAGAAGAAAGACGUCAAAAGAGAAAUCAUUGAAAAAGAACAAGUAGAGGAAACUGCUGAGAAAGGAUCGGACGAUCCCGAGGAGGAUUCUGAAAAAGAGUCGAUGCACGAUUCCGAGGAAGCCGAAGACGGAGAUUUAGAAGAAGAUUGCCACAUCUCGGACAUCGAAAUUUGCGACAGCGAUGAAGAAGUCGAAGCAGAAGCUGCCGAAAAACGACGAGCUCUCGUAAAUAAAGGAUAGCUUUGCUCAAUUUCGAAAUUUUUCUUGCAGUUUUUGGGUUUGGCGGGCUUGAAAGAGGACAAAUCUCGACCGGCGCCAAAAGCACAAUCGAAAAAAGCUCUGGAAAGCGACGAAGAGGAAGAAAUUGAGAAAGAACCGAAGAAAAUCACCGGUACUUCUGUAAAACAAUCCAAGGAACUUUUGCAGCAGGUUCUGAAGAAAAGCCUGAGUGACGUCAAGGUUCGUUAGCUUUUUAUUGUAUUGAAUACAUCGUUAUUUCUUGAAUACUCCAGCUAUAAUCGUAAACAGCUAAAAUAUGUGAAUACGAAAAAAUUUGAACUGUAUUCAAAAUUUUUAAAAAGGAAAUUCUUCACAUCUUACAUUUUAUGGUAUGAACUUUCUUUUUGUCAAAUUGCGCGCAGAAAAAAAUAUAUAAAACUUUCCUUACUCCUUUUUUCAAAAAAAAAACUAUAACGAACCCUCUUGAAAAUCGAAUUUUCAACUCUACUUUGAACUUCCAGGCCAAGAAACCUAAAGGGGACAAAGGCGAAAAAGAAAAAGAAGGAAGGAAUAGCGACAAAAGCGCCUUCUUCUGAACCCGCAAAGGAUGAAGGACCCACGAUCCCCUCUCAGGUGCCAUUUCAUUUUGAAAUUCAAAAUUUUCGAUUUUCAAGGCGGUUGUCCGUCGCGUCAACUUAUCUGAAGGAGGUUUUAUCGCCAAAGAAACUCCGGACGCGAAUGUUGCCCAUGAAAGAAAAGACAGCAGCGAUGAUGAGGAUGAAGAGGCAAAAUCUUCAUUUUUCGUCACGAAAAGUGUCGCCGCCACCAAGCGCAAAGAAAUGAGAGAAGAAAAAUCGAAACGUUUGUUUUUCUCUAUACUGUAUGCGGAAUAAUUUUCUUGUUCAGAAAAAAACGAAGAGGUGGAAGUGAAGCGGUUGAGACUGUCUGCACCCCAAAACUCCAACAGAAGAGAUGGUCCAGCUACGAAGAAAUUCGGAAAGGGCUCUAGCAAACAGGCUCAAGGUUCAUCUUUCCUAUUUUAAUCUCUACAUAUUUUUUUUUCCAGAGGAAGUUCAUCCGUCUUGGGCGGCACGGAUGAAUCAGCGCAAGGAGCAGAACGUCGUACCAUGUGGCAAGAAGACCAUUUUCGCCGACGACGACUAG
This is a messenger RNA of Caenorhabditis auriculariae, 2323 nucleotides long. NCBI's taxonomy places the organism in Eukaryota, Metazoa, Nematoda, Chromadorea, Rhabditida, Rhabditidae. The record is from the annotation of a GenBank genome assembly.